AUGCGCUUCCAGGCUCUCGGCCGUGCCUGUGCCGAUGCGGACAUCGACACUCUUCUUUUGGCCCACCAUGCCGACGAUCAAGCAGAGACCGUACUAUCAAGGAUACAUAGCGGAUACACGGGAACUGGUCUGAAGGGCAUUCAACCCAAGAUGCCUAUUGGAGAAUGUGACGGAAUUCAUAAAGCGUCCAAAUCUGGUACCAUCCGACACUUGGACAAUAUCAGGAACUUGACAUCCGCCUACGUUGAAUCUGGUGGAGUUGUGGUACAUCGACCGCUCCUCAAAUUCACCAAGUCAGAGCUCGUUGCAACUUGCUUAGCGAAUAAUGUAAAAUGGCACGAAGACGCGACAAACGCCGACAAGACUCUGACUCCACGCAAUGCAAUCAGACAAAUGCUCCAGUCCAAUGCUAUGCCAUCUGCCUUGAGUUCUGACCAAUUGAGGAAACUGGCUGCAAACAAGUGGAGCAAUCUUGCAUCGUAUGAGAAAACAGCUGCAAUCUACUUCAACCUUUGUCAAACUGAACUGGAUCCAAAGAACAGCUCUGUUUCGUUCGAGGUUCACCCAGGCAUUGAGGAACGGCUGGCCCGCGACGAAGAUUCUCAGCUCGUGGCGGCAAUACUUAUGCGUAGGUUCUUUUCUCUUGUGGAAGAUCAGAGUAAACUUGCAUUGCGAGAUCUUGAUUCCGCUGUGGGAUUUGUUUUCCCAUCUGUUUUUGGAGAAUGGCGGAGAUCAUCGUAUAGUGUCAAUGUCGGAAAUGUCACUCUCCUCGAGGACCCUUCAAUCCAGGCGAGCAAGACAGAAAAUGACCAAAAGAGAUAUCUAAUCUUCCCACGGCCAGUACGAGCGCCGGAACAGUUUACUCAGACUCUUCUGGAAGUCACAGAACAUAAUCAGAGCACUUCCAAAGAACCCUUGUGGACAGAGACAAAUCUCUUCCACGAGCGAUGGUGGAUAAAGCUAAGAUAUGUACCAGCCAAUGUUCCAGUAGGAACAUCUGUGGUGAUUAGGUUUCUAAGAAAGGGAGAAUCGAUAAAGACAGGCGAUGUAUGGUAUCCAAAACCUGGACUCGCGCUCUUGCCACCAGCAAAACUUCGUCACACAAUCCCUGUGAUUGUAGAGACACACGAAGUCAAGGAUCAAGCUGGAGCCUUGAGUAAAGAAGAGACAAUUCUGGCUUUUCCCAGCAUUGGGCUGACACGUCCUGCUUGCUCAUUGUUCGAAGGUCGCAGAACUAUUAGCAACCCAUGGGAGUACACCUGCGUUUACAAGGAUAUCGACUUCAUCGCAAGCGGAAACCAUACUGUCAAGACUGCAGCGCGGAAGAAGACCAAUCUGCCUUUUGCAAAAUUCGAUGCUCGAAGGAAACAUUCAGACGCCAAGGAGAAGAUGUCGAGCUUGGAGCAUUCGUCUGAGGCACUUCGCCAGCCAGAACGUACCGAACAGAAAUAG
This is a messenger RNA of Aureobasidium vineae, 1452 nucleotides long. The record is from the annotation of a GenBank genome assembly. Lineage: Eukaryota; Fungi; Ascomycota; Dothideomycetes; Dothideales; Saccotheciaceae.